AUGUAUUUCGCUUAUGGGGAUUGGGAAACACCGGUUAAUUAUCCUGUUACAAAUAGUUCAUUAGUCUCAGCAUUUUCAUAUCUCAGUGAUGUGCAAACGAUGAUCAUUCUCUCGAAAGUUCUCAACAAUGAGACAAAUGUUGCUAAGUACAGUAAACUGUAUGACCAGUUGGCAACAGAAUUCCAUGCGACGUUUUACAAUCCACUAGUCAAUGGAUAUGCAGCAGGAUAUCAAACGGCAAAUGCGCUAGCAUUGAAACUGCCUGACGUUGUACCUUCAAAUCUUCGUACGUCGGUCAUCAAAGCACUCACAGAUAACAUUGUUGCUAAUGACAACCAUCUGACAACUGGUAGCGUCGGUACGGCCGCAUUAUUUCCUGUUUUGUCCGACGCCGGUUAUCAUGAUUUGGCAAUGACAGUAGCGACUCAGACAACUUAUCCAUCAUUCGGUUUCAUGUUCAAUAAUGGCGUACAGAAUGCCACGACAAACUGGGAGACAUUUCACGCUUUAUUAAAAGGCGUUGGUGGUACGGACAGUCUCAAUCGUCACAUGUUUGAUAGUAUCGGUGCCUGGUUCUAUCGAUACUUAGCCGGAGUGCAACUAAAUGGCUUUGCGGAAGACAUUGCUGUUCGUCCGCGACUUACCGUGCUCUUGAGAAAUAUGGAAGCGGAAGUGCACACAAUCAACGGACCGAUUCUUGUGGCAUGGCAACGACACACUGAUGACAAGGCAGUUACCUACGACGUGACCAUACCGAACUCACUUCACUCCAUUAUUACAUUCGAGCCUGUACAACCAACGGCUCGCUGCAUGUCGAUUGUAGAAAGCGGCGUGCUAAUCUGGUAUUAA
Molecule: messenger RNA, 849 nt
Organism: Didymodactylos carnosus
Lineage: Eukaryota; Metazoa; Rotifera; Eurotatoria; Philodinida; Philodinidae
Source: the annotation of a GenBank genome assembly